Oncorhynchus kisutch (coho salmon) is the source of this 2765-nucleotide messenger RNA. It is a transcript of the gene commd2, whose product is annotated as COMM domain containing 2. The coding region runs from base 178 to 780 and encodes 200 amino acids. The transcript has 5 exons. Lineage: Eukaryota; Metazoa; Chordata; Actinopteri; Salmoniformes; Salmonidae. The record is from RefSeq and is a predicted model, not a curated record.
CUUUUUUCUGCUGCAACUUUGUUUCUUUCGAAUUGUAUGGGCUGUAGAAUUUUGAUCCUGGUGGUCAUGUGAUUUUGAUCAGCCUAGUUAGCUAACUGAUAAAAGUCAACAUUUCAUUCUGUAGUAGGUACAUUUUGUCGACUUUGCACAAUAAGAGUUAGACUAUAACUUAUAAUAAUGCUGUUGGUGUUAUCUGACGAACAUAAGGAGCACCUGGGGUUUCUGCCAGAGGUGGACUCUGCGGUGGUUGGUGAAUUUGGACGAAUAGCGGUUGAGUUCCUGCGAAAGGGAACAAACCCUAAGAUCUAUGAGGGGGCUGCCAGGAAGCUGAGUGUUGACGCAGAGACCGUACAGCAUGGUGUGGAGGGACUCAUGUACCUGCUCACCGAGAGCUCCAAACUCAUGAUCUCUGAGGUGGACUUUCAGGACUCAGUGCUGGUGCUGGGCUUCACCGAGGAGCUGAACCACCUGCUGCAGCAGCUCUACCUGGAAAACAGGAAGGAGAUCCGACACAUCCUGGGUGAACUCACCCCCUCACUGCCACACUACCACAACCUGGAAUGGAGGCUGGACGUGCAGCUGGCUAGUCGUGCCCUCCGGCAGCAGGUUAAGCCUACAGUGACUAUGAAGCUGCACCUGGAGGAGAGUGGAGGUGAUAAGAGCGCUAAGGUACUACAGACUGACCCUGCCACCCUGAUGCACCUCAUCCAGGAGCUGGAGAAAGCCUUAGCUGAGCUCAAGACCACCCAUUGCCGCAGGAUCCUACGCAACAUCAAAUAGUGACCUCCGACUGACACAACUAUUGUCCGUUAUUGAACUGGGACAUCACUGAUCUGGACGCGUGCAACAUCAAGUCCUUUGGACACAGAUUCCUGUGCAACAUCAAACAGGGUUCUAUUCCUUGACCCCGGAACCCUAUGUAAGAGCAAAUAGGGUCCCCCCUGACAUGAAAUUAUUUCUCAACUUUGAAUUGAGCUCUGCCAGCAGAGGGCGCUACAGCUUACCCUGCAUCAGGAAUAGCAGGGAUAGGAGAUGGGCCACUAUCACAUAGGAUAAAACUUUGUUGCCUGAAGUGCUUAUGUCUCCUUUUUUACUUUCUGUUUGGAUCAAGACCCAUAGCCACAGAGUGUCUUGGAGUAGGAGGGCUUAUCUAGGAUCAGUUUAGCCUUUUAGAUCAUAAUGAAUCAGAUUUAUAUGGACAGAUCCUAGAUCAGCUCUCACCUACUCUGAGACGCUUUGUGGACACAGGCCCUGGGAGAGCUGAUCAGGAAAAGUGAAAUAAAAAUGGCAGAGGCCACCUGGGGUAUGCUAUCACUUGUGCAGUUUUAUUCUGAUCAGGGAGGGAGAUGAGGCCACACUAAGGUGUGAAUUCAAAGAAUUCAAUCCUUUUUGUUUCAAUAUGAACCCUUUUCUUUUACAGGUUAAUAUGUUUAGGCCCGGUCCCAGAUCUGGUCUCCCUCACAGCCCGGUCCCAGAUCUGUGGUCUCCAUUGCCAUCCAAGGCAUUGCAAUUCUAAUUCACUUAGCUAAUGGCAAUCACAAUAACCAGAUCAGAAUUAGGUGGGAGGUUAUUUUGGGCAUUUCUAAUGUGGUAUGUUGAGGUUACUGAUGGAUAUUUUCUAACCUUGUGGAAACACAGCACUUGGCAAAAGCCCUCAGUUGUAAUCAUGCAGUGCUUUUGCAUUCAAUUUCUUUGAUCAUUGAAUUUGUUCACCUUCACAUGUAAAAGUGUUAAUUGUAUUUUAUAUCACGUUUUUUGUGCUAACAUUUUUUUGGGGGGGAUAGCCUUGAUUCUUUUCACCGACCAAUUGGCCCUUUGCUAAGCCCUGCCCCAGAAUGUUGGGCAACCAAUCGCAUCACUCAAAUGGAUAGCAACUGUCGUCAUGUCCGACUCGGACAAGCUCCCGUUUAAAUCACAUGAAAUCCAGUGAGGACUAUGGCAAAAAGUUUUCUUUAAAAACAACAUUUUGCCUACAUGGCUAAAUAACUGAACAGUGCAGCAGGAGUACUUGAUACUGUGAUUCCUGAAAUACAGAGCCUGUUUGAGUAUUUUUCAAAUCUGAAAUGAUACUAAUAACAUUGUUUGCUAGUUCAGCUGGGUAGCUAACUCUUUCUCAUUGGUCACCAAAAUGUAGCUGACGCUAGCUAGCCACUUAAUAUAACUUGUUUUCUCAAUGUAUGUUAGCUAGCUAAGUUAGCAAUGUUAUGAAUACAACUCCUAUCUGGUAUCGACUUCAGGAUAUGAUUUGAAAGCGCUAGUUGGCUCCAAAGGGGGUUAUAGUUUUGACUGCAUGCUGACAGUGAAUUCAGAGCCUUUCAGUGGCUAGCUGCACCACUAGCAUAAUUUGAUCAGGUUCUCGGGAAACAAUUGUAAUGACAGUCCCACUACAACAUACCCAAGAGUUUCCUGAUGAGCAAAUGUUUAUUUUCAUUAUGUAUUAGAAAACACAGUUUGAGAUCAUUGUGAGGGGAUGUCGUCAGUGGUUGAAUGGGGAAUUGGACAGCACUGGAAAAUGUUUUCCGAUGUUGCAACAGUAACCAAGGAGGGGGCGGGCAUAGAGAAGGGUCAAUUAUGGAGGACGGUGAGAGAACACUGCACUGUAUAAUGUAGAGGAUUCAGAAUGUGUUCUUUCUGUUAUACAUCAAGUGUUAAUUUUUUGUUUUACUUCUGCAUGUCUGACUAAUGUAUUCUUCUAGGAUUUCUGAUGAUUUUUUGAGUGGCUGAAUGUUACUUUGAAUUUUAUAAAGCAAAGAAGUUAAAAUGUU